CAACAGCGGAGGAUUCAAACGGAACAUGGCCGCGGGUAAAGAUGUGGACGAAAACGCACACAACCGAAGAGGUCCAGUGUGCGGCAUGGUGAUCGGUCACGAGGCGUCCCCGGGGGGCUCUGGCGCCGGCCCCCCCCCUCCGGUCAUCUUGGACCCGGACUUCUUCGUGGAGAAGCUCCGCCACGAGAAGCCGGACGUGUUCCUGGAGCUGGUGCUGAGCAACGUCACGCGCCUCAUCGACCUGCCCGGGGGCGAGUUCGCCCAGCUGCUCGGCGAGGAGCGCCCCAAGACCCCGACGGGCGGCGGCGGCGGGGGCUUCUUUCGCUCCUUCAACUUCCUCAAACGCAAAGAUAAAGGAGUUGUGUUUGGAGCGCCGCUGACGGAGGCCGGCGUCGCCCAGAUCUACCAGCUCAUCGAGUACCUGAGCCAGAACCUGCAGGUGGAGGGCCUGUUCCGGGUCCCGGGGAACAGCGCCCGGCAGCAGGCCCUGAAGGAGCUCCUGAACAGCGGCGCCGACGUGGACCUGCAGUCCGGAGCCUUCCACCCCCACGACGUGGCCACGCUGCUCAAGACCUUCCUGGGGGAGCUGCCCGAGCCGCUGCUCACGCAGCGACACCUGCACGCGCACCUGAAGAUCGCCGACCUGAGGCUGUUGGACGCGCACGGCGCCCGGACGCUGCUGCCCCACAAGGAGCGGCAGGUGGAGGCGCUGCAGCUGCUGCUGCUGCUGCUGCCGCCGGUGAACCGGCUGCUGCUCCGCCUGCUGCUGGAGCUGCUGCACCGCACGGCGCGCCAGCAGCUCCGCAACAAGAUGACCGCCGGGAACCUGGCGCUCAUGUUCGCGCCGCACGUCGUCUGGCCCCGACACAUGACAGCCACGGACCUGAAGGACAACCUGAAGAAGCUGAACAGCAGCAUGGCGUUCCUCAUCAAGCACUCGCAGAAGCUCUUCAGGGCUCCAGGCUACCUGAGGGAUUACGCCAAGGUGCACUUCACGGGGACCACGGCUCUGCAGACCAAGGACGACCUGGAGCCGUUGGCGCCGGCCCUGAAGCGGCCGGCGGCGCCGGAGCAGUACCGGUCCCCGGCUCAGCAGUACACGGAGGAGGCCCUGAAGGAGCUCUUCAGACACGUCCACCUCAACAUGCCGGACUCCGCCAAGAAGAAGAAGCUCGUCCGGCAGCUGGUCAAGCAGACGACCUCGGCCCCGCCCCCUAUCGAGCAUCACCACCAGGGGGCGCCGGCUCCCAGCAAGAAACACCUGCGCUCCCGCUCCUUCGGGGGCCUCAUCAAGCGCAGAGCUCGCGGCGAGCAGCUAACGGGGGAGAGGCGGCUCGGACACGUCUCGCCCGACGCCGUCAUCAAGGCCGGAAGGAAAGCCGACAAAGAGAACGGCGUCCUGCGAGGGGUGAGCGGCCUGCUGGACGGCCCCCUGCUGGGCAGGAGCCACCACAACGCUCUGAAGGUCUCCAAGCAUCCCUCCCCCUGUGUAACCAGGAUGCGUUUCUCUCCUGCUCAGGAGAUCUCGCUGUGACUUCCUAGACACUUUCAUUAUAAUAAUAAUUAGGAUAACUGUAGUUGUGUUUUAUAUUUCAUGUCGUUACCGUGACGACAGCGGCGACCGGCGUUUACACGACUCCUCCAGACGCUCGAUGUCGAGCGAGCCGCUCCGGAGCGUCCGGUUCCUUUGUUCUUCAGAUGUUUUUACUCUUUCCGUUAGAAAAUGUAAAACAAUGUAAAUAAUGAGUUUUAAUAACCACUGAGUCCUGUUGGAGCUGGUCACAUCAUGACAUCACGCCUCUGGGCCUCAGGGGCCCCCGGGGCCUCGAUGUGACUGACUGACAGCAAAGGGGGCGGGGCCUCCGCCGUGUCCGAAUCUGUGACGACUCUUAUGCUAAGCUAACGGUGUGGAGCGUGUUACAUGUACAGGUUUACGUUUUUAUAUCUUUACGUCUCCAUUUUGAAACUGUGUUGUUGUUGUUGUUGUCUUAACUCGUCGGUUACUGGAGGCUCAUCUCCGCUGCUGCUGGUCUCAGAACCAGUGAGCGAUUCAUUAUAAACUGAAACCUCACGGGGCUUAAAUACCUUCUGAUCUUCACCUGUACUUUAUUAUCUCGUUCACGAGGAGGAAGAUGACGAGGAAGACGAGGAGGAAGAUGAGUCGACGGUUUAGACGGAAGUUUGUUGCUCGAGGUUUAAAAUGAGCAGAAAGAAGCGAGAGAGGAACGUAAAGACUGAAGGAAACCAACCGGGGUCAUGGUUGGUGUUUAAGAUCCAGGAGGGACGACUGAAGGUCAGAGGAAGGUCACAUGGUCAGGGGAAGGUCAGAUGAAUGUCAGGGGAAGGUCACAUGGUCAGGGGAAGGUCAGAUGAAUGUCAGGGGAAGGUCACAUGGUCAGGGGAAGGUCAGAUGAAUGUCAGGGGAAGGUCACAUGGUCAGGUGAUGUCAGAGGAAGGUCAGGUGAAGGUCACAUAAAGGUCGGACCGGUUUGAUCCCUUUAGGAUAAAAUGCGGUCUGCAAUAAAAAAUGUAGGAUUUUAAAUUUCAUAAACACUUAAACAAUC
Molecule: messenger RNA, 2564 nt
Organism: Pseudoliparis swirei
Lineage: Eukaryota; Metazoa; Chordata; Actinopteri; Perciformes; Liparidae
Gene: arhgap19
Product: Rho GTPase activating protein 19
Exons: 12
Coding region: 26-1534 (502 amino acids)
Biological process (GO): regulation of small GTPase mediated signal transduction; signal transduction
Cellular component (GO): cytoplasm
Molecular function (GO): GTPase activator activity
Source: RefSeq, a predicted model, not a curated record